CAACUUUCAUAAAACGUACGCACAUUAAGUAAACGCACAGGAAUGACAACUGCAACUAAAAAGACUUUUGGAUCAGUUGGUUGUGUACACAGUGCCGAUAAUCAUGAAGAUGUGAAAUUAUGUUCCAUUGAGGCUAAAGCUGCCAUAGCUGAAGUGGGGUUUGGUGUGAAAGAAAUAUGCUUAGCAUCCGAUUCUCUUCCAUUUACGGACACAUUAGCGUACUUGAAUCUAACUACAUUGGAGGGGGAGAAAAUGUGUGUUGAAAUUAGUGUCAAAGGAUUUUGUCCCGUUGGUUCGUCUUAUGAUGAAGUCAGAAAACAGUCAGUUGAUGAUUCCUAUUCUGAUAUACACUCUGUAGACUAUGGAGAUUAUUAUGAAACAAUCUACGCUCUGUUAUCUGUUCGAAGCCCAUUAUUUCGACAUAGCUUUUCAGAAAAGUUAAGUAAUCGACUCCAGGAAUUGAAUGAGAAACAGACCGAAACUACUACUUGUGAGGAUAGUAAACAAUACAUUAAGUUGUAAUCAAGGAAGUGGAUGCUUACAAUGAAAGCAAACAAAGAAUUGCUAUUGUUCUGGAUUUGUGUGUUUUUCACGUCAUAUAUGUCAAAACGAAUUAAAUGUCGUGAAAUUUGCAACUUUUGGAAUUGUCUUAUGAAGAAUUAUUGUUUGCAUUUUAAUUGUAUAAUUAUUAUAAACUUAAAUUAUUAUAAUCUUAUAUUGCCAUAUUUACUAGCUUUCGUUUGUUGUAUAAAUUGUUGUUCUACUGUAUUGUUAAUUAAUUACUGACUUAUUACUUAGUUUUUCUGUCACUUUUGGCGUAAUUAUGCUCAUAUUGUAUUUUCCCAUUUAUAAAAAGAGGAAGAUAAUAAAGAAAAUUAAUGUGUAUGAAAUUUGCUAUUUAUGUUGGUGUGCUUUAUUGUAUGAACUUUGAGUCAUAUGGAUAACUGUAAAAUAUAGAGAUAAGUGCU
This is a messenger RNA of Schistosoma bovis, 968 nucleotides long. NCBI's taxonomy places the organism in Eukaryota, Metazoa, Platyhelminthes, Trematoda, Strigeidida, Schistosomatidae. The record is from the annotation of a GenBank genome assembly.